Messenger RNA from Rhineura floridana, 2344 nucleotides. It is a transcript of the gene GTF2F1, whose product is annotated as general transcription factor IIF subunit 1. Gene Ontology annotation, molecular function: RNA polymerase II general transcription initiation factor activity; TFIIF-class transcription factor complex binding; DNA binding. Lineage: Eukaryota; Metazoa; Chordata; Lepidosauria; Squamata; Rhineuridae. The record is from RefSeq and is a predicted model, not a curated record. The transcript is spliced from 14 exons. Bases 176 to 1732 code for a protein of 518 amino acids. Gene Ontology annotation, cellular component: transcription factor TFIIF complex; nucleus. Gene Ontology annotation, biological process: positive regulation of transcription elongation by RNA polymerase II; transcription initiation at RNA polymerase II promoter.
CAAUGAACGACAAUGAAGUACCGGAAGUAGUACGUAAAAAACCUCCCAUUGAGACUAUUCCCUUGGUCGCAGCCCGUUUUUGACGCCUGCGUAGUGGUGGAAACAGAGGAGGCUUAAAGUGCAUAGACGGUGCUUUGAAGAGGCUUGGCUGGACACCGGCACAGCACAUCCAGAAAUGGCUUCUUUGGGGACCAGCAGUCAGACAGCAACUGAAUAUGUGGUCCGUGUACCCAAAAACACUUCCAAAAAAUAUAAUAUUAUGGCCUUCAAUGCUGCUGACAAGGUCAACUUUGCCAGUUGGCACCAGGCUAAGAUGGAGCGAGAUCUCAGCAAUAAGAAGAUUUACCAGGAGGAAGAGAUGCCAGAGUCAGGAGCUGGCAGUGAGUUCAACCGUAAGCUGCGUGAGGAGGCACGGCGCAAGAAAUAUGGCAUCAUCUUAAAGGAGUUCAAGCCUGAAGACCAGCCCUGGAUUCUGAAAGUCAACGGCAAGGCUGGACGCAAGUUCAAAGGUGUGAAAAAGGGUGGUGUGACAGAAAACACCUCCUACUACAUCUUCACACAGUGUCCAGAUGGUGCCUUUGAAGCCUUCCCAGUCAACAAUUGGUAUAACUUUACACCCAUUGCCAAGCACCGCACAUUGACUGCAGAGGAAGCGGAGGAGGAAUGGGAGAGGCGGAACAAGGUUCUGAACCAUUUCAGCAUCAUGCAGCAGCGGCGGCUGAAGGUCCAAGGCGAGGGAGAAGAGGAAGAGAAGGAGAAGAAAGGCAAAAAGAAAGGGAGCGAUCUGAAAAUCCAUGACCUGGAAGAUGAGCUGGAGAUGAGCUCAGAUGACAGCGAGUGCAGCGAUGCUGAUGGUGAGAAGCCCACUAAACCCAAGAAGAAACCCCCUCUGACCAAGAAGAAGAAGAAGAAGAAGGGAUCGGAUGAUGAAGCCUUUGAAGACAGUGAUGAUGGGGACUUUGAGGGCCAAGAGGUUGACUACAUGUCUGAUGGAUCUAGCAGCUCCAUGGAGGAAGCAGUGGGCAAGCCCAAGGUGACCAAAGAGGAAGACAUCCCAAAAGGUAUAGAUGAAGCAAGUGAGAGUAGUGAAGAUAGUGAGGAGGAGAAGCCUGUGGAGGAGAAGGAAGAGGAAGAAGAGGAGAAGAAGGUCCUGACUCCCCAGGAUAAAAAGAAAAAGAAAGACACCAGUGAUGAGUCUGAGACAUCUGAGGAUAGUGACAUUGACAGUGAAGCAUCUUCAGCACUCUUCAUGACGAAAAAGAAAACUCCUCCCAAGAAGGAGCGCAAGGGCUCAGCUAGCAGCUCGCAAGGGAACAGCCGCCCAGGGACACCUUUAGCUGAUGCAGGCAGCACUUCAUCCACACUACGGGCUGCAGCGAACAAACUGGAACAAGGAAAGCGACAGGCAGGGUCCAGUGAGCUCCCUGCAGCAAAAAGGCUGAAAAUGGAUGCUGGGCCCCAGACCACCACAACCUCAGGAAAAUCUACUCCCCAACCACAGUCAGGCAAGUCAACACCCAGCAGUGGCGAUGUGCAGCUGACAGAGGAUGCUGUGCGGCGCUACUUGACCCGCAAGCCCAUGACCACUAAGGAUCUGCUAAAGAAAUUCCAGACCAAGAAAACGGGGCUGAGCAGCGAGCAGACGGUCAAUGUGCUGGCCCAGAUCCUUAAGCGCCUCAAUCCUGAGCGCAAGAACAUCAAUGACAAGAUGCAUUUCUUCCUCAAGGAAUGAGCAGGGCAGAAGCUGGGCCAGAUACAAACUGUCCAUUGGUAGCCACCAUCCUGCUGGGCAGUUCUGAGCCCCUUGCACUUAAUCAGUAGCUGGAGUGGCUAGAUCCUAGGUCUGUGUGGGUAGCCAUUCAUACCCUUGGGGAAAGGGGCAGAAGAUUGGUGCAGCCUAUUGAGGGGCACUGAAGAUAUUACCUCUCUGAGUGGAGGACAGUUUUCCCUUCCAUGCGGAGGAAUCCAUGAAUGAAAUGCUGCCAGUUUUAGAAUAAACAGGUUCUUUUUACACCUCCCCCCCUGUGUUUUCUCAUACACUAAAAGAGAGGCAAGUUUGCAACCCAUUCCUCUCUUCUCCCCUUGCCUCCCCCGCCCAAAAGCACAGAGACUCUGAGAAAGCAUUACUAGUCCACAAAUACUUUUCCAUGUAAUAUUUUUUUUGUAUAAAGUCUAAAACUGUAUGCUUUGGCAAACAAAGAGAGACUGCUCAGAAUGCCCUGCUGUGACUGGUUUCCUCUAGCUGGACACAUGCAACUGUUUUCAGUCUGCAGCAAAAAAAAAUUUUUUUUAAAAAAAGUUUGGAAUUCCACAUUUGACAAUAAAUGAGAAUAAAUUAUGCAAA